CCCCGCUACGGCCCGCGCAAGGCCUGGCACCUGGUCGGCACCGUCUGCGUCCUGCUGUCCUUUCCUUUCAUCUUCAGCCCCUGCCUGGGCUGCGGGGCGGCCACGCCCGAGUGGGCUGCCCUCCUCUACUAUGGCCCGUUCAUCGUGAUCUUCCAGUUCGGCUGGGCCUCCACACAGAUCUCCCACCUCAGCCUCAUCCCGGAGCUCGUCACCAAUGACCAUGAGAAGGUGGAGCUCACAGCACUCAGGUACGCGUUCACCGUGGUGGCCAACAUCACCGUCUACGGCGCCGCCUGGCUCCUGCUGCACCUGCAGGGCUCGUCACGGGUGGAGCCCACCCAGGACAUCGACAUCGGCGACCAGCUGGGGGGCCAGGACGUGCCUAUGUUCCGGAACCUGUCCCUGCUGGUGGUGGGUGUCGGCGCCGUGUUCUCACUGCUGUUCCACCUGGGCACCCGGGAGAGGCGCCGGCCGCACGUGGAGGAGCCGGGCGAGCACACCCCCCUGUUGGCCCCCGCCGUCGCCCAGCCCCUGCUGCUCUGGAAGCACUGGCUCCGGGAGCCGGCUUUCUACCAGGUGGGCGUGCUGUACAUGACCACCAGGCUCAUCGUGAACCUGUCCCAGACCUACAUGGCCAUGUACCUCACCUACUCCCUCCACCUGCCCAAGAAGUUCAUUGCGACCAUUCCCCUGGUGAUGUACCUCAGCGGCUUCUUCUCCUCUUUCCUCAUGAAGCCCAUCAACAAGAGAAUCGGGCGGAACAUGACCUACUUCUCGGGCCUCCUGGUGAUCCUGGCCUUUGCUGCCUGGGUGGCGCUGGCGGAGGGGCUGGGCGUGGCCGUAUACGCAGCGGCUGUGCUGCUGGGUGCUGGCUGUGCCACCAUCCUCGUCACCUCGCUGGCCAUGACAGCUGACCUCAUCGGUCCCCACACGAACAGCGGAGCGUUCGUGUACGGCUCCAUGAGCUUCUCGGAUAAGGUGGCCAACGGGCUGGCAGUCAUGGCCAUCCAGAGCCUGCACCCUUGCCCCUCGGAGCUCUGCUGCAGGGCCUGCGUGAGCUUCUACCACUGGGCGAUGGUGGCCGUGACGGGCGGCGUGGGCGUGGCCGCUGCCCUGUGUCUCUGCAGCCUCCUGCUGUGGCCCAUCCGCCUGCGACGCUGUGAGUCCUGGUGCACCCCUCCCUCCCCAGAGACUGACCACACCGGGGUAGGGGUGGGCGUGGGCCGCACCCCACCCUCCCUAAUGCCAUUUCCACCCCUCCCUUGCAGGGCACCCUGA
Messenger RNA from Mandrillus leucophaeus (drill), 1278 nucleotides. It is a transcript of the gene MFSD12, whose product is annotated as major facilitator superfamily domain containing 12. Gene Ontology annotation, molecular function: symporter activity. Lineage: Eukaryota; Metazoa; Chordata; Mammalia; Primates; Cercopithecidae. The record is from RefSeq and is a predicted model, not a curated record. The annotation marks the transcript as partial. Gene Ontology annotation, biological process: carbohydrate transport. Gene Ontology annotation, cellular component: membrane. The transcript has 9 exons.